Molecule: messenger RNA, 669 nt
Organism: Gaeumannomyces tritici R3-111a-1
Lineage: Eukaryota; Fungi; Ascomycota; Sordariomycetes; Magnaporthales; Magnaporthaceae
Exons: 3
Coding region: 1-669 (222 amino acids)
Source: RefSeq, a predicted model, not a curated record
AUGGGGCGUCGCAAUUCAGUCGCUGGCAAAGCCCAGGCCCCAGUUGGAGACCCUCCCUCUGUCUCCAAGAGCCGGAUGCCUAGCGCAACUGACGAUCUCCGUCUCGAGGUCGCCCGGCUCCGCGCACGGCUCAGGGCCCAGACAGAGCAUCUUGACAAGCUGCAGCAGAGAAAGAGAGUGAUGAGGGAGCGUCUUUCGGCCAUGGUCAGCGAGUACGAAGCGACCAAGGAAGUGAAGCGAGACAUGGCCGAGAAGCUCGACAGGCUCCAGCAAGAGCGCAUCGCCGCAAACAGACGGUACAAAGAGCUUAAGAAGACUUCUGUCCGGGAAAAGGAGGCUUACGACAAGGAGCGAGAGGCGUGGGACAAGCUGGAGAGCUCGCUCAAGGCCCAGUGUCGGGAGGAUCAGACGAGGAUCAAGGGACUCCAGAAGCUGCUGAAGCCCGAUCAGCCCAGGGACCCCUCCGAGGAGACGGCCGAGACCCAAGGCGCCAACGACAGCGCAACUCCCAGACUACGACAAAUACUCCGUAUUUGGUGGCCACUAGCCCACGAGCUCUUGGAGAUAAGGACAGCAGCCUCAACCUCGUGUUAUUCAUCGACACUGGUUCAAUGGGGCUUUAAUUUCCCGUGGCCGCUAGACAUCGUAUUUUCAUAUUCUUACAUGUAA